Recurvomyces mirabilis is the source of this 2109-nucleotide messenger RNA. RefSeq lists its product as uncharacterized. The transcript has 3 exons. The record is from RefSeq and is a predicted model, not a curated record. Bases 1 to 2109 code for a protein of 702 amino acids. NCBI's taxonomy places the organism in Eukaryota, Fungi, Ascomycota, Dothideomycetes, Mycosphaerellales, Teratosphaeriaceae.
AUGAAACAACUAUUAUUCGCCAAGCUGUUUCUUAUUGUUACUGCAGCAUUCCUCACUUCACCACAAACGACGUUUGAAGCUAGUGUGUCUUUGCCUUCAUACCCACUGGCUGUCAAAAGUCCGUAUCUUUCAACUUGGGUUCCUGGUAAUCAGCUUGCGGGUGCGUCUUCAGCACAACCCGAGUUCUGGCAAGGACAGCCUCUGACCUGGCCUGUACUUGCAAGAGUGGGCAAGACGACAUUCUCUCUUCUCGGCGUUCCUCACGGCAUCAAGGGUAGUCUACCCGCCAAGACGACUGACAUCAGCUAUACAUCCACCCACACACUGGUCAACUUGACCGCAGAUCAUAUAUGCUUUACUCUCGACUUCUUCUCACCAGUACAGCCUGGUGAGAGCGAGUAUGCUCUGCAGUCCUUGCCGUACUCCUACCUCACUGUCACGGCGACCAAUGAAGCAGGAGGGUCGACUCACAUUCAGAUCCUCAAUGCCAUUGAUCAGACCUGGACAGCACAGGAUGGCGCUGCCCAGCUCAACUAUACGACAUCAGGCAAUGCGACAUUCUUCUCGUUCCAUAAUCCGAACGAGAGAAUCUUCACAGAACAUAGAGAGAUGGCAUCCUACGGUACGAUAGUAUUUGGUACGACCGCCGGCAAAGGUGUAGGUUGGGCUUGUGCCAGUGCUGACGAUAUAUACUCGGCCUUCAUUCAUCAUGGCAAAUUACCACGGUCGACUUCGUGUAGAGGCACAGAACUGGCGGCGUUGUCCCAAGAUCUCGGCCGAUUGAAGGCAAAAGAUAGCCGCUCCGCAACGUUCGCAGUCGGCCACGACAGGGUUGACGCCAUCAACCUACUCGGCAAUACACAAACGGGAGUCUAUCGAUCACAAUGGUCGACUGUUGAGUCGGCUAUGGGAUUUGUUUUGAGCAACUAUGAGACAGCUCUGAACGCUUCGAAUAAGUUUGAUGCUGUAAUUCGUGGAAAAGCCGAAGCUGUCUCCUCGCAAUUCGGCAGCGAGUAUGCAGAUCUCAUCGAAGCAAGCGUAAGACAGACAUUCGCCUCAUUCGAGUUGACUGUACCUCUCAACAACCUCGCAGCCAUGCCGCAGGCAUUCCUAAAGGAGAUCUCGAGCGAUGGGAACAUACAGACAAUCGACCUGUUCUUCCAAAGCUGGCCAAUAUUCCAUGCCCUUGGACCGAACUAUAUUCGGAUGUUCUUCCAGCCAAUACUGGCAUAUCUGCAAGCCGGUCGCUGGCCACAUCCGUGGGUAAUCCAUGAUCUGGGAUACAGCUACCCAAAUGCUACUGGCCACGAGAGUGGUAAUGCGGAGCAAAUGCCUCUCUUCGAAACAUCAAGCAUGUUCAUCCUAUUGCAUGCGUACGAGAAGCUCACCAACGACACUGCGUGGUUGCGACAGUAUGAUGACCUGCUCGAAGGCUAUGCUUCGUGGCUGAGCACAAACUCGCUGUACCCAGCUUCACAAUUGAUAAGCGUAGAUGCUAUCGUCAAGACACCCAACCAGACAGCUCUCGCUGUCCAGUCAGCCAUCGGGUUGAAGGCGGCGGGUAUCUUGCUCAACAAUGCUACUUAUACCCACGUGGCCACGUCAAUUGCAGAGACGAUCUACGAAGGCGGCCUUGGUCUGAACGGCGAAACUCGGUCAUCGAGCACGCACUUCACCUAUAAUUAUGGCAACAGCACGACUUGGAAUGUACUCUUCGCGGCAUACUCGGACGUGGCGCUGAAUCUUGGUACCUUCCCAGCUUCGGCGUGGGAUAUGCAGUCGAAGUGGUAUAUGGCACAGAUGCAGGACUAUGGUCUGGCUUUCGCUGGUCCAGCUUCCAAUCUUGACUAUGAUGGUGCUCCGCUGACCUGGGGUCUGCUUGACUGGAAUUUUGUUGCUGCCGCUGCUUCAUCAAUCGAAGUGCAGAGUGCUAUUGUCAACAGCAGCCAUGCGUUCUUGACGAGCGGCAGACAUACGGAGCCUUUUGGUACCAAGUAUCAGAUCAUAGGGCCAGAUGCUGGUAAGUGGAUCGGCAACAAGGCAAGAAGUACGGUUGGAUCAAUCUUUGCACUGCUAGCGCUGGAUCAAGGUGUGCUGGAUUUGACCUGA